Molecule: messenger RNA, 4127 nt
Organism: Homarus americanus (American lobster)
Lineage: Eukaryota; Metazoa; Arthropoda; Malacostraca; Decapoda; Nephropidae
Product: acetyl-coenzyme A transporter 1-like
Exons: 12
Coding region: 176-1741 (521 amino acids)
Cellular component (GO): membrane
Molecular function (GO): acetyl-CoA transmembrane transporter activity
Source: RefSeq, a predicted model, not a curated record
UUAAAAACAAGACAAUUAAAAAGGUAAAUAAGACGUUUCACAAAGUCUCAGGUUUUUUUAAUUAGUUUUCGUGUUUCAUGAAGCUCAACACCUGUGAUGUGGCAGCCAGCCGUCGGUCGUCUCUCUCAGUAUUAUUAAUCAGUUGUUGACGAAUUGGUUUUGAAAGACGUGCGACAUGACGAGCCGAAGAAAGGCAACAGAGAGUAGGAGUAAUGCUGAGUACGAGAAGCUGUUGGAGCAGAACGAGGAAGGACAAAAUAUCCACCAUGAGACAGAAUCAAGAGGGUUAGGCAGCGACCGAGGAAAUGUCAUGUUGCUGCUCCUCCUGUACGUGUUGCAGGGUAUACCUCUGGGCCUGGCCGGCAGCAUCCCCAUGAUCCUCCAGAACAGACAUGUGUCUUAUAAGGACCAGGCCACCUUCAGUUUAGCAUUUUGGCCGUUCAGCAUCAAGUUGCUAUGGGCGCCCCUAGUUGAUUCUGUCUACUUUGAGAAGAUCGGGCGACGUAAAUCAUGGCUUGUCCCAGCCCAAUAUCUCAUAGGAUUGUUUAUGUUGCUACUGUCACCAAACGUCAAUGAGCUUCUAGGAGAGGGCUCAGACCAUCCUCCUAAUGUGGCGUUCAUCACUUGUGUCUUCUUCGCCCUCAACUUCUUGGCCGCCACACAGGACAUUGCUGUUGAUGGCUGGGCUCUCACCAUCCUCUCCAGAGAAAAUGUUGGGUGGGCAUCAACUUGUAACUCUGUGGGUCAGACAGCCGGGUACUUCCUGGGGUAUGUGGUGUUCCUGGCCCUGGAAUCGAAGGACUUCUGUGUCAAUUACCUUGGCCAAAAUGACUCCCUAGUUACUCUUCCAGGUUUCCUUUAUUUCUGGGGCAUUGUGUUCUGCACCACGACAACAGCUGUUUGGUUAUUUAAGCACGAGAAGGACGAUUCAGAGGUUGAGAUUGAUGAACCUGACUUCGGCUUGAUUGGGACAUACCAGAUCCUGGGUCGUGUACUGAAGAUGAAGACGAUGAGAGACUUAAUUCUGGUGCUGUUAACUUGUAAGAUCGGGUUCGCUGCUGCUGACUCACUAACAGUCCUGAAGCUGACAGACAGUGGUGUGCCCAAGGACAGAUUAGCUCUUCUGUCCAUCCCCAUGACCCCUGUCCAAGUGCUCCUUCCCUUCUACAUCUCCCGCUACACUGCUGGACCCAAACCUCUCAAUCCCUUUAUGUUCGGAUAUCCUCUAAGAUUGUUGUUAGGGCUGGUAUUUGCGGGGCUGGUCUGGUUAACACCUAUGUUUAAGGCAGCUGACGGCUCCUACCCUCUAUACUAUUACGGUAUCAUCAUCGUCAUCUACCUCAUACACCAGGUGUUCGUCAACUGUAUGUUCGUGGGGGUGAUGGCAUUCUUCGCCCGUAUCAGCGACUCGAGCGUGGGGGGAACUUACAUGACUCUCCUCAACACCUUCACCAACCUCGGGGGUAACUGGCCAGCCUGGAUAGCACUACGCUUUGUCUCGGAACUGACUUGGAAAUCUUGUACCGGGGUGAUGGAUAUCCUCUCUUGUGACAGUGCUCAGGAAGAAAAGGCGUGUGAGGCGGGGGGAGGUACUUGCCACACAACCGUGGAUGGGUACUACAUAGAGAGUGUGGUGUUGAUGACGUUUGGGUUCCUGUGGAUGCAAUGGGGACUACCAACUAUUAAGAGAUUACAGAGUCUUCCUCCAUCAGCAUGGGCUGUGUCUAAAUGGAGUGAUUGACUGUCUGUCUGGGUUACAAUAGGAUCUGUUUUAUGAUUAAUGUUAUUUUAAAGCUGAGUGUAGAAAUGAUAAUAAAAAGAAAAAAUAAUAUAUUGGAACAAGCAAUUAUUUAUUAGUUAUACACAGUGACAGAACUAUUGUUAAUACUGUGUACUGUGUUUGUGUCUUGAGAAUAUAUGGUUGUUUUAAAGGAUGUGGUGCUCUUGUUUCAGAAGCAGCCGUCUGCGCUUAUACUUGGUACAGUGGCUGGUGUGUAUUGAGAGACGUGACAACUCUGGAAUGCUUAUCUAGCAUCCUUAGUCUGUCUACUAUUGUGACAUUCCUUAGAGCCAUUCUGGGAGUUUUAACAUGAGCCAACCACUGUACCAGAUAUAAGUGAAUGCGAUUUGUACGUUCAACAGCCGUAAAAAUAAAUUAUGUAAACCUGUUUAGCGUUGAUGGUGUAUUGGCAGCGACGUAAAGAAUUUGUACCUGUGCCUAAAUGAUUUUUUUCAUAUUGUCAAUACCAGUAUCUGAACGAUCUUUUCUUAAUUUAUAUUUUUUCAAAUAAAAUUUCCUCUGUACAGGAUAUUGACAAGUAAUGGCAAGUUAAGAGGAUUUGUUUAUGGUAGAAAUUUUGACUCUUGGAUAAUUAUUCAGAAACUGGGCAUAAUGUGGUCACUUCUUCUCCACCCCCAGAUCUUGAGGAGUGAGGGGGGGUGGAUGGGUUGGUGAGGGGAUGUGGCACAAAAAGGAGUAAACGAUAUACAGUACUAUAAUAGAAAAGAGCAUUUUGUUCUUAUGGGUUCCUCUGGUGAUCUUCUCUUCAGGGAUGUUUAUGUUUUUUUAUGGUUAUUUAUGGUUUAUAUAAUUUCUCUAAGCAGUUCAGUAUUCAUAAUUGUCUUUUGUCAUGUGUGACUACUAAUAUGUGCCGAUACUUACUACUGUAUAUAUGUCUCUUCACUGUUUAAAUUCAGUUGUUUUCUCAGAGUGAAAGUUACCAAUGAUCCACCCUAAACAAAAGUAGGAAUUGAGGAAGGAAAGUUAGUACAGUAAAUAAAUAUUGAUGUCAACAGCUUAUACCAUCGAUCAAAAAUAUUUAGAACAACAGAAAAUUAGCUCCCCUCUGUUUAUUUCACCUGAAGCUUAAUCACCCUACUGUUACCUUUGGAGGUUAGGUCAGGUCAAUCUUAAAGUGAAUUAAGCUUUGGGGCUAAUCUUCAGGUUAUGUAAAUAUUUAUAUAGAGCGAGAAUGAAGACAUAGUAUUUGUGAGAAUUUUAAGAUUUAGGACUUUAUAUAAACAGUAAUUUGGAGCUUAAGGUGAAACUCUCCUCCCAGACCUGCAUACAGUAAACCCUUGCCAUUCGCGAGUUUGCGAUUCGUGAUUUCGACGAUUCGCAGUAAGCAGGUGGUGGCUAGCUUGCAAGCCUUUUCCUGUAGCACAACGGGUCACCCCACGCAACAUCUCAUGUUAUACUCUCAAAGCUUCAGUGUUUCUGUGUGAAAUGGCACCUAAAAGACUUCCUAGUGUCAGUGCUAGUGAUGCGAGUGGAGUGAAAUGUUAAAAGCAGAAGUCAGUGAUGACCCUGACAAAGAACGUUUUAUUAUUAGAUAAGUUAAAAGAGGGGAUGAAUGCUGCCACAGCUGGUCAGUUGUUUGGUAUAGGUAUACAGUAGUGCAUGGAGGGAGUAUAAGUUGCUAUUUGCGGUUUUGCCAAUUCGUGCCAUUUCUUGGAACCUAACCCUCACAAAUGGCAAGGGUCUACUGUAUGUAUUGAUCAGAGACGUCAAUGUGUACUGAGGAGAGACAUCAAUCUCUAGAUGGUAAUUUUUUACCACCAUCUAUAGACAAGACUCUCUCACUGUAUAUUUCACCAAACAGACAGUGUUAUGUAUGUUGUGUAUCCUUCAUAUGUGAUUCAUUGUUGUGUACAAAUUGUAUUGAUGCCUCCUCAAAGGAAAACCAAUAAUAUACUUAACAUUUUGGCAGAACUUUGUGCUUUUUGGUGUGUGAUUGUAUAUUCUGUGGUAUCUUUACUCUUUUCUUACAUUUGUAUGGGGUGGAUGAAGGAACAGGGAGAAUAUGGUGUAAUACAAUUGUAGAAAGUAAAAGAAAAGGGCUGAGAUAAUAGGUAGAAUAUCAUCACAUAGUUGGGAAAGUGACAGAAAAGGGCUGAGGCAACAGGUAAAAUAUCAAUCAUCACAUACUUGCUCAUAUCCUCAUUUUGUCUGUAUAGUACAUUACACAAAGUGGAUCUGUACCUUCCAUACUGACUUACAGGAUUUAAGAGCUUGUAUUUGCAGGGUCAUGUAUAGAGACUUUGUAAUUAUUAGUGUAAUAUUUUGGUGGUGCUGUGAGCCAGAACACACUUACUUGUAACACAGUUCAAUAAUAUGUCAGACAGUG